Myzus persicae (green peach aphid) is the source of this 1878-nucleotide messenger RNA. RefSeq names its product tectonin beta-propeller repeat-containing protein (gene Pex23). Lineage: Eukaryota; Metazoa; Arthropoda; Insecta; Hemiptera; Aphididae. Gene Ontology annotation, cellular component: membrane. The transcript has 10 exons. Bases 245 to 1864 code for a protein of 539 amino acids. The record is from RefSeq and is a predicted model, not a curated record.
UGAUUUUUAGAAAAACCUCAGUCACGUAUCACAGAUUCACAGAAUAAUAAUAACAGUGCCGUGGCAACUGGCAUUAUAUUUUACGCAAAACUGAGGAAGUAUUUAGUAUUAUAACUAUAAUUACCUACUAAUAUAUAUAUAUGAUAUUGCCAAUAUAUUUUGGUUUAUAACUAUCCAUCGUAGGUACACUGAUAGAUCGACUACCUAUUAAAAAAGGAGUUGUGCCGACUACCGGUUGCAUGUUAUGCACCACGAAAAGAUGAACGAAUUGCAAUGCGUAUUAGCUAUUAAUAACUACGGGAAGAUUUACACACUGUCUGCGUUUGACGAUCAAUGGAAACCUUUCCCUCAUGUCGGCAUGGAUUUGAAACACAUUUCUGCUAUCGAGAAUUACAUGUGGUCGAUCGGGGGCGACAACCAGACGUAUCUGUUGGUGCACAAUCUGGAUGGAGCGAUACGGAUCAAGGAAGAAGUAUAUGAAAACGAGCGAUGGAUGCCCGGCGGGAGUUUUUCAAAAAGACUUUUGCCCACAGACAGGUAUUGCUGGUCGUCGGAAAACGGCAAAGAAGAAAAGUUUAAAGAGAAUAUAAAGUUGCCCUCCUUCGUCUGGCAGUGGGAACAUGAGUGGAAGCUGGAUACUAAGUUUGAGGAAAAUGAUUUAGACAGCAACGGAUGGACAUAUGCGGUCGAUUUUUUUGCUAAGUUUUAUCCAAUCAAACGCUGGAAUUCAUGCGUCAGGAGGAGAAAAUGGUACAGAAAUCGAAUAUACACGGGCAUGAAUUCUUGGUGUAUAAUUUCUCCUCUGCACAAAGAUUUUACUCAGGAACCAUUCAUCUGCGUUAGCAUUGGAGGGCAUAAGAUACCCGGAGCUCAACUUGGUGUCAUUAUGGUAUGGGCUGUGACAGCGCAAGGAAGGAUUUUCUACCGUAAAAACGUAAAUAAAACGUGGCCCGAAGGCUGUUUGUGGGUCUGUGUUCCAACAAAAGAGGGCAGUGAAUCCAGAUACAUUGAUUGUGGUCCGUUGGGUUCUGUUUGGGUAGUUUUAUGGAGUGGUGUCAUACUUGUCAGAAAAGAAGUCAGUGCUGAAACUCCACAAGGUAAAACAUGGAUUAUUGUUGAAUCUCCGGAAGAAGAUUCUAAAAUAACUCAAUUAUCAGUCGGAUUUCAGUCAGUGUGGGCAAUUACUAAUGAUUCUAGAGUAUGGUUUAGACAAGGAAUUGAUCAAAAUCUCAGUGAAGGAACUUGUUGGGUGAAAUUAAACACUUUUAUGUUUUCUGUCUCCGUAACCCCAAACGACCAAGUAUUUUCAGUGGGUUUAGAUAGACAUUUAUAUUUUAGGAGUGAUAUAUCUAAAAAUUAUCCUACUGGGAAAAAGUGGAUUCAUAUACAGGCAUCCAUUGAAAUUGAACAACCUAAAGAACAAGAGACAAAACUGGAAGGAAUAGAACCAUGGAUAUCAUCAUCAUUUACUGAGCCUUCACAUUCUGCCCCAACACGUCUUGUUGGAAAUGAUUCAAAAAAUAAUUUAAACUUGAAUGCAAAGGAAAUCAAUCCUUCUCAACGCAGAGUGUCUGCUUGGAGUCCUAAACUUAGCAUUGGGUCUUUAAUUGGUAUGGAAGCUAAACCGGAUUCAUUUAUGGAAAUUCAAAGUAAUAUUUUAAUUCAAAAACCAAAAACAUUUUGGAGUUCUGUAGUGGGAGGUUCAAUUGAACCAGAUAUUUGUUUUAUAUCACAAUGGUUUAAUUCUCCAAAUGAUAGAGAAAAUAUUUUUAAAAGUAAAUGGAGGAGAGAAAUAUUGGACAAAUUAAUCGUAUUAAGAUUAAAAGAAAAAGAAUUUCAACAAAUCACCUCUUUUGCUUUAUAAUUGUGGUCAUAAAA